AUGAGAGAUCACUGGCGAAGAGAGAGUGAAAAGCAGGCUCGUGAUACGAAAGAAGCGCAGUCACAGGUGCAGUCACUGGAAAAAGAAGCCGCUGCUAAAGAUGAUGAGUUCAAGGAAACGAUGGAGGAGGUGGCGCGAGUCCAUAGCAAGAACGCACAGGAGCAAAAAUCUCACUUUGAACAAUGUGUCGCUGAUGUGGAAAGUGAACGAGCAGCACUGGAGACCAACCUGCAGGAAGAAGCCGCUAAGCGUGUCGAGGAACAGGAGAACAAUGCCAAACUGCAGCAAGUGGUGGACGGCUUUGAAGAGGAUGUUCCAGUCUUCGCAACGAUCCUUCAUCUCUUCGUCCUCGUAGUGCAGCCACUCAUUCUCCAAGUCAGUGAUUUACUAGCUCAAAAGCGCUAUCUCACUCGCGAAAACGCCGAGCUCGCUCAAGCUCAAGAACAGAUCGAGUGUAUCGGCCAAGUAUUAAAAGAGAUGAUUCCAGCUACAGCGCAGAAUGAAGAGAAGAUCAAAGAACGACAACGUCGACGAGUAUUUCGACGUGUGGUGAUUGCUGUUGCAUAUGGACUCUCAGCACCGCUCAAGAUGGUGAAGUCGAGAAAGACAACGAGUACGUUGUCAUCUCAAUCUACGUUUAUCAAGGUGCUGCCUCCGCAGCAAACAUUGUCGAGACUUUCUCUUCGUCCCCUAUUGGAGCGACUCAAGAAGAUGGACAUUACGGGCAAAGCUGCUCAAGUGAUGGAGUCGAACGCAACUUUAUCGGGGCAUUUGCCUUCUUCUCUCGGCACUUUGAUUCUUAAAGUAGUUAUGGCAACCAACCCAGCGUCGAAGGAGCUUCUAGUGGCCAGCUCCAGUGGAACCUUCCACUGCCAAGCUUUACUGGAGCGUCGACGUCGAUCAAACAAGAAACGAAUGGAUCAGCAUGAUGAUACACUGGCAGAGUAUGAUAGUUCUCUGUCUUUUGAGGAAAAUGUUCCGACUGUGGCGUUGAUUCGGAAACGGAUUCUAGCUCUUGGCAAGCGAGUGGAAGACCUGCACUAUCAGCGGAACUCACUGCAGAAAGAGAAUUACGAGCUCCAGUUCCAACUGGACCAACAAGCCAAUAGCUUGAAAGACAUGGAGGUUUUGCUGGAAAAGACUCGAGAUCUUCAAGAUGAUAUGGUGGCUUUACGCCGUGAAACUGACCAAGAACUUCAAAGAGCACAGCAGGGACAAGCAGCAAAGGACCAGGAAAUGCAAUCAAAGGAAGACGAAUUAAUCCAAGCAGCAACGAAGAUUGACGCACUGCAAACUGAGAUUUCACAUGCUGAAAAGCGGAUUGAAAGGGCGGAAACGGAGAAAGGCUCGUUGCAGCGAGAACUUGACCAAUUAAAGAGUAGUUCCAUCGAAGAGGAAGAGAAAGCCGAUAAAUCGAAAUCCGCAGCACGAGGUUCAGGAGAAAGCGGCGUUGCAGACGGUGGUGAAUCACUUACGUCACCAACAGGCGAAGGCACAGCGAGAACUACGCGAGGAAAAACUACGAGAGUUGGAGAAAAGUUUCAAUGA
Messenger RNA from Phytophthora infestans T30-4, 1548 nucleotides. RefSeq lists its product as uncharacterized. The record is from RefSeq and is a predicted model, not a curated record. The transcript is spliced from 3 exons. Lineage: Eukaryota; Oomycota; Peronosporomycetes; Peronosporales; Peronosporaceae. Bases 1 to 1548 code for a protein of 515 amino acids.